AUGGAUCAGCUCCAAGUCAGGUUCGGGGCAAAGUCUAUGCAGACUCGUUUUGAGGCCACCAAGAAGUAUGCCAAUGCUCAUAUAGCACCGUCUCAACACGUUCGUGAUCACCUGAUCAAGAUGAUGAACUACUUUAAGGAAGCGGAACUGCAUGGAGCUACAAUAGAUGAGGAGGCUGAAGUCAACUUAAUCCUCAAUAGUCUCUCUCCAACUUUCCUACCAUUCACCACCAACUAUGUGAUGAAUAAACUUGAUUAUGGUCUGAUGCAACUCAUGAACGAGCUUCAAGCUUUUGAGUCUAUCAUGGGUGGAUUGAGUAAGCGAUGA
This is a messenger RNA of Humulus lupulus (European hop), 327 nucleotides long. RefSeq lists its product as uncharacterized. The coding region runs from base 1 to 327 and encodes 108 amino acids. The record is from RefSeq and is a predicted model, not a curated record. The transcript has a single exon. NCBI's taxonomy places the organism in Eukaryota, Viridiplantae, Streptophyta, Magnoliopsida, Rosales, Cannabaceae.